Molecule: messenger RNA, 843 nt
Organism: Fimicolochytrium jonesii
Lineage: Eukaryota; Fungi; Chytridiomycota; Chytridiomycetes; Spizellomycetales; Powellomycetaceae
Exons: 2
Coding region: 1-843 (280 amino acids)
Source: RefSeq, a predicted model, not a curated record
AUGCACAUCUCCGCAGCUCUUACCGCUCUCACUCUCGCUUCUCUCGGUGGUGCCCUCGCCGCGCCUACUGCUCCCGCCGUGGCCACUACCACCGUCGCUGCUAACCAUGACGUUGCAGUCGACACCACCGACUCCGGUUCUGCUGAUAGCCUUGGUCGCCGCGGUUACUACAUGGAGAACAACCGUUACCGCAACGACUACGGCUAUAGCAACAUGCAUCGCCGUCCUAAGCACGAGAACUACUACAUGUCCAACAACAACGAAUGGGACAGGGACUCCCACCGCAGGGGCCGGAUGUACAAGCGAAGCGAAGACGCUGCCGCCGAUGCUGGCUACGGGGGCUACGGGUACAAGGUGAAGCGAAGCGAAGACGCUGCCGCCGAUGCUGGCUACGGGGGCUACGGGUACAAGGUGAAGCGCGGCGACGACGCUGCCACCGAUGCUGGCUACGGGGGCUACGGGUACAAGGUGAAGCGAAGCGAAGACGCUGCCGCCGAUGCUGGCUACGGGGGCUACGGGUACAAGGUGAAGCGCGGCGACGACGCUGCCACCGAUGCUGGCUACGGGAGCUACAAGCGCGAUGAUGCCGAGACGGCCGGUUACUACAACGACUACGAGCACAAGAACUACAAGCGCGGUGACGCCGAAAAGGACGGUUACUACAACGACUACGAGCACGAGAACUACAAGCGCGAUGAUGCCGAGACGGCCGGUUACUACAACGACUACGAGCACGAGAACUACAAGCGCGGUGACGCCGAAAACGACGGUUACUACAACGACUACGAGCACGAGAACUACAAGCGCGAUGAUGCCGACAAGGCUGGGUACUCCAGCUACUGA